AUGGACUUCACCCAGGGGCAGUGGAGCCACCUGGACCCUGCCCAGAGGGCCCUGUACAGGGAGGUGAUGCUGGAGACCUUGGAGAACCUCGUCUCCCUGGAGAAUUCAUACACAAGAGAACCCUUUGAGUAUAAUGAAUGUGGAAAAACUUUCAGAUGGAAGAGUCAACUUGAUAAGCACAAGAGAACUCAUGUUGGAGAAAAUCCUUUGGAAUCCAACAACUGUGAAAAAGAAUUUAGCCAAAGGGGAAAUGUUGCUGAAAACAAAAUAAUUCAUACUGGAGAGAAACCCUUUAAGUGUAAUGAAUAUGGCAAAGCCUUUCGAUGGAAGUGUAAACUUAAUGAGCACCAGAGAAUCCAUAGUGGAGAGAAACCUUUUGGAUAUAAUGAAUGUGGAAAAAAAUUCCAUCUGAGAUCAUCACUUAUUUUACAUCAGAGCAUACAUACUGGAAAGAAACCCUUUGAGUGCAGUGAAUGUGGGAAAGCUUUCCACAACAAAUUUCAGCUUAUAGUACAUCAGAGACUUCAUACUGGAGAGAAAACAUUUGUGUGUAAUGAAUGUGGGAAAAUCUUCUACAACAAAUAUCACUAUACUCAACACCAGAGAAUUCAUACUGAUGAGAAGCCCUUUGAGUGUAUUGACUGUGAGAAAAAAUUCAGCCUAAGGUCAUCACUUAUUAAACAUCACAGAAUUCAUACUGGAGAGAAACCUUUUGAGUGUGGGAAGAAUUUUAGUGAGAAAUCAUCACUUAUUAAACACCAGAGAAUUCAUACUAGUGAGAGACCCUUUGAGUGUCCUGAAUGUGGAAAGAAGUUUAGCUGGAGGCCAUCACUUAUUUCACAUCAGAGAAUUCAUACUGGAGAGGAACCCUUUGAAUGUAAUGAGUGUGAGAAGACCUUCAGCCAAUGA
Messenger RNA from Dromiciops gliroides (monito del monte), 909 nucleotides. RefSeq names its product zinc finger protein 135-like. The coding region runs from base 1 to 909 and encodes 302 amino acids. The record is from RefSeq and is a predicted model, not a curated record. Lineage: Eukaryota; Metazoa; Chordata; Mammalia; Microbiotheria; Microbiotheriidae. Gene Ontology annotation, molecular function: DNA-binding transcription repressor activity, RNA polymerase II-specific. The transcript is spliced from 2 exons. Gene Ontology annotation, biological process: negative regulation of transcription by RNA polymerase II.